GCUCUGAACGGGACGGUGCCCAGCCAGCUCCCGGGGCUCCCAAGUGUCUCCUAGGGCAGAGACUACAGCUCCGUACUCCCCUGUGCAAGCCUGGCUUGGGCUCCAGACCUCUGGGUACACAUUGCCAGCAGCCCCGGUGACGCUGAGCACUGGAGCGGUCAUGGCGUGACCCCGCUCCCAGAGGGGACGCCAGCAGCAGCUCCGUGCUAGGCCAUGUUAACAGGCAGGGGAAAACAAAUGAUCAACUUCCAUCCACCCCGGUCCUUGGCUGACUGCUCAGCUGCUAUCAGCGAGAUGGGCCCCCCUCCAUCUGGGCCAUGGCCCCACAGGCCAGGGGACUGGUAGGGGCUGCAGUGCAGGGGACGGGCAUGGACGGAGAGCCCAGGAGGGAGGUGGCAGCCCACCUGUGAACAUUGGCACGGGGCUGCCAGCGGCUCAGAAACCCCUUCCCCCCCAUGCCAGCAUGCAGAGCCCUGGGGCAGAGCUGCAGGGGGCCAGGCCCACAGGGCGAGCACCUGCACCGCCGCAGGGGAGUGUGUCCCGGACCUCGAUACAUGCUGAAAAGCCUCCACUUCCAAUCACGCCAGCAAGGGCCAGGCAGUGCCCGGGCCCAGCUCAAGGGAGGCAGAGCAGCCCGGAGCCCACCCCACAGGAGCCAGCCAGCAUGGGCAUGGCCCAGGGCCGGGCCGCAGCCCACAGGAGCUCUCAGCCCCUGGGCCAGCGAGGCCCUGCAGGAAUCUCACCUAGACAGCCAGGACCCGCGGGCUGGGCCUGGGGCAGAGGCUGGGGGCAGGUCUGCUGGAUGGCCCGUGGACUCCCAGCCCGGCAGAGCCGCAGUUCGUGCCCCAGGAAGCGGGUGACUCCUGCUGGCUCACGAGGCACUGCCCCAAGUCAGCCUCAGCCAGACCCUGGCCUGGCCCAGUGGGGGAAAUAACCCACAGCAGGGGGCCAGCGAGGCCUGUUCCCCGGGCUCAAGGAUGUCUGGUCGCCUUUAAUUACCAGCUCCCACAUGCCCUGUGACCCGGCUUUAGACUUUGCCAGCCACCUGCAGCCACCUCUGGGGUGGGACAUGGCAGCCACUGAACAGCAUGCAGCAACACCACCCACCUGACCCUGGGCCCCCCUCCUCCUCCAGACAGUCCCCCCCCCAGCACAGGGCAAACUCAUGGUGAACGGAGACAUACUCCACAAGGGAGCACGGGUGCCAGGCUGAUACGUUACCAUACAAACCGACUGCUCACAGGGGCUCCGAUCAUGUGAUCUACAGCACUCCUGCCAUUCCAGACCCGGACCGCCCCAUUACCCCUGUUCUGCCGGUAGCAGCCCACUAGCUGUCAGCCUGAGAGCCCCCGACUUUCUCCCUGGGCUCCAAACCAGGCUUUGAACUCUGUCCCAGCGACUCACGGGGCCGCCCACCCCCGCCCAGCCCUUGCCCUGCUCUGGCCUGCCCUGGGGGCGCUCAGCAUCGGCUGCCUCCCAAGGCAGCAGGGCGCAUGGCGGGCGAGACGGACUCCCAGUAAUUUAUCUGACUCUAUAAAGGACGAGCCAUUAAGGAAAUAAGCAUAUAAACGAUUCCCCAUCUAGCCAGGGUCGGAGCUAAUGGAGCUAUCGAUCGUGUGAGACAGGAGCCCGGCAGAACGGCCCCUUCCUGACUCCCAGAUCCUUUGGCCUCGCCCCUGGGGCCCUGCCCGUUCUCCAUGCAGGGGCUGGGCUGUCCCGUGGGCUGGCAGUGCUCAGGGAUCCGGGAGAGACAGACCCAGUCUCUUGUGGGGCAGCAGCAGCCGCGGUUCAGAGGGGAGAUUCCCACCUGCUGGGGGCAGGAAUCGGCACUGCCCAGCCGCCGGGAAGGGCAGGAAUCGCCCCCGUGGCGUUUAGUGAUGGGAGGGAUCCAGGCCAGGCUCCCUACUUGGCCACGGGACGACCUGCUGCAGUGCCAACCACCCCCCAGCUCUGCCAGUGCCCCUCAGCCCCCUGCUACUCCAGCCCCGGCUCCCCCAGCUAACAGCUGAGCCCUGCAGGUUCCCCCCUCACUUGCUUAGGCAGCGCCUGGUGGAUGCCGUGUGGCACCGUCCCAGCCCGGCCCCUUGGCCCCUAACCUUUGUUAUUUAACCACAUCCGACCGCCGGGGCGGCAGCCUGCACCAAACCCCGCGAUACUGGAACAUGGACAGCGCUCCCUCUGCAGUCAGCGUCCCUGGCAGCGUGGCCCAGUGGGUAGGACCCGGACCCUGGAUUCCCUGCCCUGCCCCCCACCUGCUGGCGGCCCCCGGGCAAGUCACCGCCCCUGCCGGAAGGGGCUGGGAAUGGAGGGGGCUUGUGGCACACCCCACGCGGGGCCGGGACGUGGGCAGCGACUGCCCGGUGCCUUAACGCUCCGCUCCCCGGCCCAUCUCCGCAGGCAGACGGGGCUGCUGGUUCUGGGGGCCAACACCGACCCCGAGUUCCAGCGCUGCUGCCGGACCUUGGCACAGCACGACAUCCCCGGCGAGCUGUUCACCACGGAGUUGCUGCACGGGCGCUUCCCCGGCAUCCGGCCCUACUGCGGGGAGGUGGGCGUGUCCGACCGCACUGCAGGGGUCCUCUCCGCGGACAGGGCGCUCCGGGCUGUGCAGGACGGGGUCCGGCGGUGCGGGGGAGCCCUGCGCGAUGGGGAGAAGGUGACUGACAUCAAGCCGGGGGUCGUGGUUACCGUGACAACCAGCGGAGGGGUGUACCAAGCCAAGAGUCUGGUGAUUACAGCCGGCCCCUGGGCCAAUAAGCUCCUGGCCCCGCUGGGACUGCAGCUGCCUCUCCAG
Molecule: messenger RNA, 2794 nt
Organism: Terrapene triunguis (Three-toed box turtle)
Lineage: Eukaryota; Metazoa; Chordata; Testudines; Emydidae
Product: peroxisomal sarcosine oxidase-like
Exons: 2
Cellular component (GO): peroxisome
Molecular function (GO): L-pipecolate oxidase activity; sarcosine oxidase activity; flavin adenine dinucleotide binding
Source: RefSeq, a predicted model, not a curated record